This is a messenger RNA of Emys orbicularis (European pond turtle), 1747 nucleotides long. It is a transcript of the gene BIVM, whose product is annotated as basic, immunoglobulin-like variable motif containing. The record is from RefSeq and is a predicted model, not a curated record. Bases 202 to 1713 code for a protein of 503 amino acids. NCBI's taxonomy places the organism in Eukaryota, Metazoa, Chordata, Testudines, Emydidae. The transcript has 10 exons.
CUGGCUGGGCUGGAGGCUGCUCGCUCUUUGAUCCUCCUUCUCCCGGGGACAGGAGCGGGCCUGGGAGACCCGGCCAGCUCUGGCGGAGGGUACCUCGUCGGUAGCUUGCAAAUCUGCAGGCAAUGAUGUAGGCUGAAUUUUUAUUUAAAAAAAAAAUUGCUGAACACUUCUUAACUAGACAGAACUUUUUAGUAUCAUUCAAUGCCUAACAUUGCAGAAGGUGAAAGGGAGAAUGGUUCUGGACACAAAGAAAACAGACCUGAAAAAAAAUCUCCAGAAGCUACUCUUCAUAAUGAUGUAAAGCCAUAUUGCACUUCAGAUGCAUCCGCUGUGUCACUGGGUCCUACUGGAGAUGGGCAUUAUCCAUGGGGAUGUCCUGUGACUCACACCCGAGAAAAAAUUUAUACCAUCUGCUCAGACUAUGCUUUUUUAAACCAGGUAACGUCCGUUUGUAAAAGUCCAAGUGCUACAGUUAGUGCCUGCCUAUCAGAUAGUGCUGCCUUAAAUGUUGGAAAUAAUACACCUAACUUCAUUGGCAUUCAAAGUGGAGCUUCUGAGAUAAUCUACAAUGAAGACACUAACUUGGAAAAUUUAUCUAGUAGUCUUGGAAAGCUUCCACUGGCAUGGGAAAUUGACAAAUCAGAGUUCAAUGGAGUGACCCCAAAUCUGAAAAACAGAGCAGGAAACAUGAAGAAACAAGUAACAAAGAAAAAAUCUUUGGACAAAAAAAGCAAACAAUACAGGGAGUGUUCUCAACAUUCCACUGUUGAAGAAAUAAAGCAGCGGAAAGUGCUCGACCUCAGGAGAUGGUACUGUAUUAGCCGACCACAAUAUAAGACUUCCUGUGGAAUUUCCUCUCUAGUAUCUUGCUGGAAUUAUUUAUAUAGCACACUGGGAGCUGGAAACCUACCACCUAUUACUCAAGAAGAAGCCUUGCAUAUUUUGGGCUUUCAACCCCCAUUUGAGGAAAUUAGGUUUGGUCCCUUUACAGGAAAUACAACUUUAAUGAGGUGGUUUAGACAGAUUAAUGAUCAUUUCCAUGUAAAAGGCUGUUCAUAUGUUCUAUAUAAACCUCAUGGGAAGAACAAGACAGCUGGAGAAACUGCUGCAGGGGCCUUGGUAAAGUUAACACAAGGACUGAAAGAUGAGUCGAUGGCCUAUAUUUAUCAUUGCCAAAAUCAUUAUUUUUGUCCAAUUGGAUUUGAAGCUACCCCUGUAAAAGCUAGUAAAGCAUACAGAGGUCACCUCUUGCAACAAGAAGUGGAAUAUUGGAUCUUAAUUGGAGAACCAAGUAGAAAACACCCUACCAUUCACUGUAAAAAGUGGGUAGAUAUUGUUACUGACCUGAACACUCAAAAUCCAGAAUACUUAGAUAUUCGACACCUGGAGAGGGGUCUGCAGUAUAGAAAAACAAAGAAGGUAGGAGGAAACCUGCAUUGUAUCAUUGCUUUUCAGAGACUUAACUGGCAAAGGUUUGGUCCUUGGAACUUCCCAUUUGGAAACAUUAGACGAGAUAUGCAACCACAAGCACAGGGAAUUGCCAAAUCUGAAAGCGAAGACAAUAUCACCAAGAAACAGCAUGGACAUCUGGGUAGAUCUUUCAGUGCUGGUUUCCAUCAAGAGUCCAUGUGGAAGAAGAUGUAUAACCUUCAUGAGAGGAGGAACAGUGGAUAUCAGAGUUAUACUGAUUAUGAUGGGAAUGAUAGAAAUUAACUUUAGUACAGCACAGCUGCUGUACUAAAGUUUU